This is a messenger RNA of Argiope bruennichi, 1135 nucleotides long. Its product is annotated as fatty acyl-CoA reductase 1-like. Bases 21 to 839 code for a protein of 272 amino acids. The record is from RefSeq and is a predicted model, not a curated record. Gene Ontology annotation, biological process: long-chain fatty-acyl-CoA metabolic process. Lineage: Eukaryota; Metazoa; Arthropoda; Arachnida; Araneae; Araneidae. Gene Ontology annotation, molecular function: alcohol-forming very long-chain fatty acyl-CoA reductase (NADP+) activity. The transcript is spliced from 6 exons. Gene Ontology annotation, cellular component: peroxisome.
CUGCAAUAAUACGAUAAAAAAUGAUAUUAUUACUGAUAAAUGAUAAUAAAGAGAUAUAUGUUCUAAAUCUCUCUUUUUUACAGGGGUAUCAAGAAGGAAAUUCUGGAAUAUCAGCACUUUCAGUUUGGAUAGGAAAAGGGUUCCUUAAAGUUCUCCAUGCUGAUCCGAACAGUAAAAUGAAUUUGGUGCCAGUAGACAUCGUUGCAAAUGUACAUCUACUAGCAGCGUGCUGCGCAGGAACGAAAAGAUGCGCGUCUCCAAUGAUAUUUAACUGUACAUCCACAGAAAAGUUUAAUAUUAAAAUAAAAGAAUAUGUAGAUUUUAUUGUACAGUUAUUUGGCAAAUAUCCAGUUCCACAAGCAUUUUCGGAGUGCAAGAAAUGCAUUUGUUUGCCUAGAAAAUACGCCUUCUAUAUAGGCAGAAUAUACCAUCACUAUCUUCCUGCGAUUGUCAUAGAUGCGAUACUAAGGCUUUUUGGAAAAAAAGCAAGGGUAUAUUCUUCCUACCGUUUCUUUGAUCAAGUGAUGAGCGCUUUGCACUUCUUUACGUCCCACACAUUUUAUUAUGAGAAGAAUAAUAUGGCAUGUCUUAAUAAAUUGAUUCAUCCUGAAGAUAGAAAGAAUCUGGAAUUAGAUUUCGAAAAUACAACUUUCCAAGAUUUGGCAUUACAUUAUCCAGAAGCCUCUCCAUUUUAUGAUUGGAAAAUUGAUUCGAACACUCCUUCGGAAAGACAAAAAAUUAAAUACCGGCGUCAUAUGACAAUUAUUUUCAUUCAAGCAGUUUUCAUGCUCAUCUUCUGCGCAUUUAUCAGCUGGAUUAUUUCCAAGAUCGUUGGCUAGUUUAAUGAAUGCAAUUUGAUUUGUUGUCAUUACACUAUAUAAUAUUAUCAGAGUGAUGGAAAAUUCUUGUUUGAUGUAGUGUUGUAUUUCUUACAAUAUAAAUUGAGAAAUUUGCGUUUCCCAAUAAACUAAUUUAUUUCAUUAAUCAAAUUUAAAUACAAUAAUAAAUUGGAAGUUCUAAAUCAUUAUUUUUUAUGUAAAUGUAUAGAAAAUACCAUAAUAGACUUCCAAUGGAUAUUUUAAAAUGGAACUUUAAAAUGAAACAUUUUAUAAAUAAUAAAAUUCUAAAUUUUGAA